Ectocarpus sp. CCAP 1310/34 is the source of this 845-nucleotide messenger RNA. Lineage: Eukaryota; Phaeophyceae; Ectocarpales; Ectocarpaceae. The record is from the annotation of a GenBank genome assembly.
GCCGCUGCUCACAACCAAGAUUAUAGUAGUGCCAUGGGAGAUGGUGGUGCUGCUGUUGGCUUUGGAUACGGAGCCACAACCCCAGCGAUGGGGUACCAAAGUGUGCGGUACACUUCUCCUCCGUUCAGCGGGAAAUCGAAAGACUUCAACGAAUGGCUAAAUGAUUUCCGCAUGGCAGCUAAUCGCGCAAACCUGUUGGAACAGUUUGAAGAGAGCAGGAGCUUGGAGAUCCCCGUCAACAGCGGAAAGAGCAAGUUUUCGCUGUCACAGCAGCACCGAAGCGAGCAAGUAGAGCUCGCAUUCCACGCGUGGAACUUCCUGUCUCACGCGUGGAAAGAAACAGAUCGGAAAAUCAUGAAGAGGGCAGAGAUGCCCCAGGGAGCUCUUCGUGAGCUCAACACCAUGCACGACCCUGAAUCAUCUGUACAGCCGUCAGAGGACCUCAAGUCCCUGACGUCGACCAAGCUCUUUAGAGGUGAAAACCCUCAAAACGCCCUUACUGAGAUGCUUCAAAGCGCAAAGUCCUCAACCGAGAAAGGACUAACUGUGAACGAAACGUUCGUCCUUCACCUCGUCCUGGAUGCCCUUUCGGACGAGUGCCAUGGCAAAGCACAACCUGCGACACGCGAAGGAGUUGACGCGGACCGGUGUCCUAACGGAAGUAAUGAUCGAAUACAAGGCGAUCAAGGACAAGCUGGAAUAGGGGAAAGGAAAAGGGGUGAAGGGCGCAGAGCAAGCGUACUUCGCCGACGGUGAGGGCCGCAGGGAGCGGUACUCAAGUAGGAGUCAGGGGCAAGGUCGUGGUCGUGGCGGCGGCCGUGGCCGCAGCAGCAGUCGUGGCCGCG